Molecule: messenger RNA, 1438 nt
Organism: Tarenaya hassleriana
Lineage: Eukaryota; Viridiplantae; Streptophyta; Magnoliopsida; Brassicales; Cleomaceae
Product: probable leucine-rich repeat receptor-like protein kinase At1g35710
Exons: 11
Coding region: 186-1166 (326 amino acids)
Molecular function (GO): protein binding
Source: RefSeq, a predicted model, not a curated record
CGAACCAAUUACUUCACAUUGAACCGAACCGGUAGUUUCAACUAAACCGGUCUCAUUUGAUUUCCGCAUCUGGGUCCAAUCCAACUAAGAUCCGUCGGUGGAGAGAGAUUUAAACGGCUUGUGAUUUCUUUAAAUCGCCUCUUACCAUUUGUUUCCUCGUCCUCUUUGGCUAAGAAGCUAAAAUCAUGGCUACUCCCUCGAAGCUACUCGUGAUCUGCAUCGUUUCUUGCUUGUUUGCUCUCUCGCAAGCGAAAACCCUUAAGCGAGAUGUGAAAGCGCUAAAUGAGAUCAAAUCCUCGCUCGGAUGGAGAGUUGUCUACUCAUGGAUCGGAGAUGAUCCCUGUGGAGAUGGCGACCUCCCGCCAUGGUCUGGUGUCACUUGUUCAACUCAAGGUGACUAUAGGGUUGUUACCGAACUCGAAGUUUAUGCUGUUUCAAUUGUUGGGCCGUUUCCCGUUGCGGUAACAAACCUUUUGGAUUUGACAAGGCUGGAUCUCCAUAACAACAAACUGACCGGUCCGAUUCCUCCACAAAUUGGACGGCUAAAACGACUUAAAGUAUUAAACUUGAGGUGGAACAAACUACAAGACCUAAUCCCUCCUGAAAUCGGUGAGCUGAAGAGGCUAACGCAUUUGUACUUGAGCUUCAACAACUUUAAGGGAGAAAUCCCAAAGGAGCUGGCUAACCUACCCGAGCUCCGUUAUCUUUAUCUUCAAGAAAACCGUCUCAGUGGCAGAAUUCCUCCAGAAUUGGGGACUUUGCAAAAUCUCAGACACCUAGACGUCGGUAACAACCAUUUGGUGGGUACCAUAAGAGAGCUCAUCCGAUUCGAAGGAAGCUUUCCGGCUCUGCGCAACUUGUAUAUGAAUAGCAACUACUUGAGUGGAGGUGUCCCGGCACAACUGGCCAAUCUGACAAACUUGGAGAUAGUGUACUUGUCCUACAACAGGUUCAUCGGCAAUAUACCAUCUGCAGUUGCCCAUAUUCCGAAACUGACAUACCUGUAUCUUGAUCACAACCAAUUCACUGGGAGAAUCCCGGACGCGUUCUACAAGCAUCCAUUCCUCAAAGAAUUGUAUAUAGAAGGCAACAUGUUCAAACCAGGCGUGAAUCCUAUCGGCGCGCACAAAGUUCUAGAGGUUUCCGACGCCGAUUUUGUCGUGUAGCGAAGUGAUGGAGCUCCAACGUUUUGGGAAUGGAACUACUUAGGAAUGAAUGUUUCGGCGCUUCAUCCACUGCUGUAGUGCUAUUAUUGGGCAAUUUUGGGAAGAUAUCACAGAAAUUCCUCGCUCGUAUUGUAAUUUAUUCUAAUCAUCCAAUUAUACAAACGACAAAAAAUGCUUUCUUUUUUUUUUAAAUAAUAAUAUGGCAAAUAAUUUGUAUGGGGAACUUGUAAGAUACACGCUAGUGAAACUCGAAGUCACCCUCCACCAUGAUA